CGUUGCUCCAGUGCGUUGUUGUCUAGCUAACACGGCGCGCGUACAAGAGCUCGCGAGGGGCCGACCUUCGUUCCUGCCUUCUCCAUCCCUCCCUUGCCUAAGCACUAACUCCAGUUCGUUGCCCUCGCCCAAGCUCGAGGCUUCAGCAACUUUCCUCCACUCGCCAGUCCCGACGCAAUCACAAUGGGUCUCUUCUCGCGCAACACCAGGCCCGCCGAUGCGAACACGGCCCACAGCACUGGCAGCACUGCCCCAGCUAACGGUCAUCACGCUGAGAAGACGGGUCGCCACCACACCUAUGGCGAUGGAUCGUUCAACCGCCGUCCUCCUUUUGGCCAGUGGCUGAAGACGACAUGGCUUGACAUCCUCACCAUGGCCGUCAUGGGCGCCAUUGGCCUCGGUGUCUACCAAGCUGACCCUGCUCCCUCCCGUUCCUUCCCUGUCUACUUCGAAGACGGUCAGGUCGUCUACCCGGACUUCGCGUACCCGCGCCGCCAUGAGAUCAUUCCCAUCUGGGCUGCUGCUCUUUUGGCCGCUCUGGUGCCUAUUGCCAUCUUCUUCAUCUGCCAGAUUCGCAUUCGCAGCUUCUGGGACCUGAACAACUCCAUCAUCGGUCUGCUGUACUCGCUCAUCACAGCUGCCGUCUUCCAGGUCUUCGUCAAGUGGCUCAUUGGUGGUCUGAGGCCUCACUUUUACGAUGUCUGCAAGCCUGCCGUGCCCCUCACCGGCGCGCAGACUGGCAAUGGACUGAAGAUGCUCUUCUACGACCGCAGCGUCUGCACCGGCGACCCGUCUGCGAUCAACGACAGCUUGGAGUCUAUGCCUUCUGGCCAUACGACGGCAGCCUUCGCCGGCUUCGUCUACCUCUCCCUUUACCUCAACGCCAAGCUCAAGGUCUGCUCCAACUACCACCCUGCGAUGUGGAAAUUGAUCGCAGUGAUGGCUCCCCUGCUCGCCGCCACCCUCAUCGGCGGUGCCCUCACCAUCGAUAAGUUCCACAACUGGUACGACGUGGUCGCCGGCGCCGUCAUCGGCACUCUCAUGGCCUUCACCGCUUACCGCAUGGUCUACGCGUCCGUCUGGGACUUCCGCUUCAACCACGUCCCGCUCGUGCGCCACGCUCCGUUCACGUACGGUGGCGGCGAGGCGGCCGCGCCGUUCAUGGGCUUCCACGAUGCGAUGUGGACGAGAAAGGCGGGCUGGGGUACUAUGGAUGGUUUGGCCGCGAUCGGUGGCGCGCCAUUCGAUGCCACGGCUGCUUCUGGUGGCUUGGCCAGUGCGGCGGGCGCUGCGAGCGGGUAUGGUCACGGCCAUGGCCAUGGCUACGGUCAUGGUGCUGGCACUGGCAACGGUGUGCGUCACAGCAUUGAGCGUAGGCCGGUGGGAGGCACUGCGCCGCCGGAGCACAUGGUCUAAGUUUGAGUGGCCUCACGCUUCGUGUGAUGGUAUUGACCAGUUCUUCCCUUUACUGGUGGAUCGCGUGCGUGCUGGAGUAUCGUGCAUGCGGUGGUAUGCGCGGAUAAUACAUUGUUGAAGGUGGUGGUAAUUCUUGAAGGGAUUGGUUAGUUCUGAUGGUGGUGGAAGACACGGAUACCCCUUUUGCUGAUUCUUCUGGUGGCUUUGCUAUGAAGUUACUUUGUUAGUUGGGUAGUAGUUCUUAGUUUGCUGGACAGGCUUAAUGCUUAUGAGACAAGUAUAAUGAGAUAUGGGUU
Molecule: messenger RNA, 1712 nt
Organism: Aplosporella prunicola CBS 121167
Lineage: Eukaryota; Fungi; Ascomycota; Dothideomycetes; Botryosphaeriales; Aplosporellaceae
Exons: 4
Coding region: 184-1416 (410 amino acids)
Biological process (GO): phospholipid metabolic process
Molecular function (GO): phosphatidate phosphatase activity
Source: RefSeq, a predicted model, not a curated record